Messenger RNA from Prunus avium (sweet cherry), 530 nucleotides. The record is from RefSeq and is a predicted model, not a curated record. Lineage: Eukaryota; Viridiplantae; Streptophyta; Magnoliopsida; Rosales; Rosaceae.
CACCACCACCACCACCCCCACAGCCACCACCUGAAGAACCAGCAUCUAGUAGCGCAGAGAGUUCCUAUGACUUCUCUGGAAAAAAGCAUAAGCGUGGUAAGUCAUGUGGGAAAGGCCUCCAUGAUAUUUUGGAGGCCAAUGAUGGAAAGAAAAUGCCAGUUAUCUUUGACUUGAAACACCAAGUCCCCAGUGAUGAUAAAGUGGGAGCUUUAUUCAGUUCCGAAAUAGGGAACAUUGUUCGGACUAGUGCACCAGUAUGCCACUUGGGAUGGAAGAAGGUUUCAACUGAUGAUAAGGGGAAAAUGCGGGACUCAUUGACAGUAUUGUUUGAGGUGGACUUAUCACAUCCGACCAGCACCAGCUCAGCACCAGCUCAUGUCCAGACCAGCACCAGCUCUAGAGGUAGUAAUGGUGUCCAUUCUGAUGAUGACUAUUAUGAUGAACUAGCAAACCAGAAUCUUGAUGAGAACUGAUUUAGGGAUUAUAUCCAUAUGGAACAUACACUUGCUCUCUAGACUUACUUUUGGUUG